CAAGAAUCUCAAUACUCAGAUAAACAAAUUAAAACCUAAACACCAAGGAUUUCUUGUUUCAUAAGUAAAGCAAAAAAAAUGGCAAAAGUUGCAUGCAAGCAUCUUCUUCUUGUAGUCUUAUUCAUCCUUUGCUUUAUGUCAAUUGGUGCAAGAGCAAGGAUUUUAAGAGUAGCUAAUAACGGCAAUGAAGUAGGGAAUUUACAUCAAGAUCUCUCUUCAUCCAGUGUAGAAAAUAAGAUAACUGUGCCGGAACCGGAGCCGGCAGCCGAUGCGGAAGAAUUAGUAGGGAUGGACUACACAGCUCCAAGAAAGAAACCUCCAAUUCAUAACUAAAAUGGAAAAUUUUGUUGAGUUUAGUCUCUUUUUUUUCAAUUUCAUAUAUGAAGAUUUUGAGCUUUUUUAUAGCCAUAGUUAGGAGGAGAAACAAAAUUAAAUUUAUUUUUACAAUACAUGAUUUUAUAGUAUUAAACAUGAUAAUUUAGUUAAUGUAAAUUUUAAAGAAGAUGAAUAUAUUGCCAUUAGGCUCUUGCUAA
Mercurialis annua (annual mercury) is the source of this 533-nucleotide messenger RNA. RefSeq lists its product as uncharacterized. The record is from RefSeq and is a predicted model, not a curated record. Bases 79 to 333 code for a protein of 84 amino acids. Lineage: Eukaryota; Viridiplantae; Streptophyta; Magnoliopsida; Malpighiales; Euphorbiaceae. The transcript has 2 exons.